Molecule: messenger RNA, 939 nt
Organism: Strongylocentrotus purpuratus (purple sea urchin)
Lineage: Eukaryota; Metazoa; Echinodermata; Echinoidea; Camarodonta; Strongylocentrotidae
Product: galanin receptor type 1-like
Exons: 1
Coding region: 1-939 (312 amino acids)
Biological process (GO): G protein-coupled receptor signaling pathway
Cellular component (GO): membrane
Molecular function (GO): G protein-coupled receptor activity
Source: RefSeq, a predicted model, not a curated record
AUGUUUAUUGGCAUAAUUGGGAAUGCCUUCGUUAUCUACAUACAGCGUCGUCUGGCAAACGGGCAGGAGGAUGCAAGGGCUACACCAACAAACCGCCUCACUAUCUGUUUAGCCACUGCAGAUUUGCUAACAGCAAUUUUCCUGCUGCCAUUUCCUAGGUUUGGGAACGUCCCCAACAACGCCGCAGGCAAUCUAUACUGUCAUAUUAUUGGAUCUCGGUACAUGUUAUGGGUGUCCUUCAGGGCAUCUGUCUAUACCCUUACAACAAUCGCCAUCGAACGGUUCUGGGCCGUAGUGUACCCCUUCUUCUACAAAGUCUGGGUUCAUAACAAUUACGUCAAGUAUGCUAUUGGUGCCAUAUGGAUCUGUCCUCUGAUCAUCCGACUUCCUCAGAUGACAUUCCGCGUUGUCGAUGACUGCGGCAAUUGCAUCACACAGUACCCUUCCGAACACUCUCGGGCAGUCUACGGCAGUUUGCUAUUUCUUAUCGAGUUCCUUGCGCCGUUCUGCAUCAUAACAUACACCAGCAUAAGGACAAUGUGCGAGCUUAGUCGUCAUACAUCGAUUGACGGUGGAGGAUCGAGCGGACAGCGAACAAGGAACGAGUCGACACGGCUCCAGCUUCUGAAACGCCGUCUGACCAUCAUGUUCUUCUCUAUCUGCGUCUCAUUUAUGCUCCUCUGGACUCCCGAUCAACUUGGCAUCUUGCUUUACCAUCUGAGGGUUCUCCCAAGGGACUACCCCUCUACUGCUUUCUAUCGAAUCUCUCUUCAGAUCGCUUUCCUCAACGCGGCCACGACCAAUCCCGUCAUCUACUCGCUUUGUCUUCCAAACUUUCGUCGCGCCAUCAAGGAUCUUUUGAUGUGUCGAGGAAUAGAUAGAUCCAGGGAGUCGAUCAUGGACUUGACUACUACUUCCGUAACACCAUCUUCUGCAUAA